AUGCCUCAGCUGGUGUUUCCGCCGUCGGAGCCGAGCGAGUGUUCGCCCAGUCGCUUGUCAGGCGAAGAGGCACGUAGCGACAGCGGCGCAGAAGACCUGGCGGGCUCGGAGCGCGAAGAAGCGACAGACGAGGAAGUGAAGGCGCAUUCGCCUUCCUCUUCGCCGUGCGUCCUCUCGCGGGCGUCGUCGACCGAGUUCGUCCCCUCCUGCGACCCGUCUGCGUCGUCUCCGUCCUCGUACUUGUCGCUUCCCGCGUCUUCACUCGUCUCCUCUUCGUCUUUCUCUUCCAGCAUCUCCGAGGAGCCGAGUCCACCGGAGGCCCCUUCGGGUUCUGACUCGCGCGAGCGGCUCUCUGACGAAGGCGCCGCCCCCGAGCCGGUCGCCCCGGGCGACGGCGAGGCACCGGGUGAGAGAGUCACUUCGCUCUCGCAGAUCUCUUCUUCUUCGUUCUUUCGGCCUUCCUCGUUCUCCCGGCGGACGCAGAGCGCCUCUCUCUCCCAAGGGUCGCAGGCUGCGUGCCUGCCUCUCUUUUUCCGGGGCGAGUCGCUGCCCGUCCCCGCCUCGCCUCUCUCCGCGGCAUCCUCCUCUUUGUCCUCCGCGGCUUCCGUCCGCCUGCAUUCUUCGUCUCUCGCGUCCUGCGCAGCGGGUGAGUCCGCGCCGUUCGCCGUCGACGCCGCCCGCGAAGGGACGGAGGAAGACGAGGGGGAAAGCGACUCUGCGACAGCGGCCGCUCCUGCGAACCAGGCUUCGCUGUCGCCGCUCUCUGCUGCGUCCUUUUGCGACGCGCCGGCCUUGCCUCAAGACAAGCUGAGCGUGGACGCCGCGCCGCCGCUCUCGCCCAUCAAGUCUUUCUUUUCCUCUACGUCUUUCCCGGCGACCUCGCCCUUCGCCACGGCUGCGCGGUUCGCUCUGACGGGCCUGACUGCCUCCUAUCCGCCCCCUCCUUUCACCCGCAGCGGCGCGCCUGACGGCUCCCGGGGCGGCCGCGACGACGCACUGUCAAGCGCGAGCGCCCGCGCAGCCGUGGAGUCGCAUGAGGCGCCUGAAGCACCUGAGAAAGAGACUCUGAUCUCCUCUUCGCGGGGCGACUCGUCGCUCUCUCCUGGGCUGCCUGCGUCGACUUGGUCGCCGCUGCCGCAGGCGUCCGUGCACGUGCCUCCCUCGCUCCUCCUUCCCUUCGCUCAGUCUGAAGAGACGCGCGCGAGAACUCCCGAACGCGGUCUGCGCGCGGCGUUCAUCCCGGGGCGCUUCGCGAAGCUGCUUCAGCGUCUCGGCGGCGCGCGAGAGGCGGCUGACUCCGAAGCAGCUUCUUUGAUCCACGCGCCGCGGCGACCUGAGCCGCGUUCGCGCGCGUCCGGUGAGUCCUCUGCCUCCUCUGCCGCCGGAGACGCGACGGCGUCCUUCGUCUCUUCGCGUGUGUCGUCCUUUUCCUCCGCUGUCGCCUUCCCGCCGCCCGCGGAGGCUGCUUCGCUUUCGGCGUCCUUCGCGUCUUUCGCGCCCACCGAGGCGCUGCCGUCGUUCGCGCGCGCCGAUCUCCACGCCGAGGAGAGACAGUCCCUCUUCAAGAUGCCUGAGCAGGCCCGCGGCCGCGAAUGCGGAGGAGUGGACGCGCAGCUCAGUCGCGACUUCCAGUCUGCUCUUGCCCAGCGCCCGCAUCCGUACCCGGCGCGCCGCGCUGAAGACUACCGUUUUUUUCCUCCACCGCAGGACGGGCGCGCGCAGAUGUUGAUGCUUAUGGAGCUCUCCCGGCUGCGCGGCGAGAUGAUGCAGCUGCAAUUGGCGGCCUCGAAGCCUCCAAACAUCAUCAUUCAAAACAAAACAGAAGUCGCGGCGACGACUGAGACGAACGUCCAGCAAGGCGGCCGCGGCGACCCGCCGCGUAACCGGUUCGUCGAGUGGCUGAGCAGGUUUUUUAGCAGCCGCAUGAAUCAAUUCUUCCUGCUCUGCGGCCUCGGCCUGGGUUGCUACAUGCUGCUCGAGCACUGGCGCCACACCUGGCGCAUGGCGCAGCUGCGGAGGCGAGUCGACAGCAACAUCGUGCUUCGCGGUGUGCAGAUGCUCGAGGAGACGAUCGGCGUCCGUCGCCCGUCGACUUUCUUCUGA
Molecule: messenger RNA, 2103 nt
Organism: Besnoitia besnoiti
Lineage: Eukaryota; Apicomplexa; Conoidasida; Eucoccidiorida; Sarcocystidae
Exons: 4
Coding region: 1-2103 (700 amino acids)
Source: RefSeq, a predicted model, not a curated record